Messenger RNA from Ceratitis capitata (Mediterranean fruit fly), 1463 nucleotides. RefSeq lists its product as uncharacterized. The coding region runs from base 144 to 1385 and encodes 413 amino acids. Lineage: Eukaryota; Metazoa; Arthropoda; Insecta; Diptera; Tephritidae. The record is from RefSeq and is a predicted model, not a curated record. The transcript is spliced from 2 exons.
AUACAUAGCACAGAAGAAGAAAAGCAAACCGUAGAACUUUAAUAGAAAUACCCAGAAAACGGGGUUUAAAUAUCGUGUUAAAGAACGGUUUUAAAAUAAUUCAUCAAACAAAAUUUUUACCCGAGAAAGGAAGACUUUCGAAAAUGAAUAUAACUCACUGGAUUUUAGUAGGGGUUAUUAUUUUGCCUAUUGGGCUCGCAUGCUGCUUUAUUUGUUUAGUAGUUCGUCGGGCACUUGGCGAUCAAAGUGCGGUUCAUCCAGAUUUAGUUGAAAUGCGACAACUGCAGCAGCUUGGAGCGAAUGGCCAGCCACCGGGCUUGAUAGAAAAUGGCGUGGGAAUACGAGGGCGCCCCGCUGAGCCGCGACCUAUUGCAGGUGUAGUGAUGCCUGAAGUUGAUGAACUAGAUGAACUAGAUGAUCCAGUAGCAAAUAUUGGCGCAGCUGAGGUAAAUGCCGCCGCCGCAGUUGCAUGCGCUGGGCUUGCGUUAGGAAAUCCGGCCGCUGAGAGGGCAUUAAAUGCUGCUGCGCCGAUAGCAAAUAUUGGCGAACCGAGGGAAGAGAACGAUGGCGGUGAACAAAGAGCGAGUAUUGCAACGAGAUUACUUGCGGCACUGGCAGCGAUGCUUGGUUUAUGUUUAGCAGGAAUUUUCCCAGAGAGAGAAGUUGUUGAAGGGAACGCGAAUGAUGUUGAGCUGGUAGAAAUUGCAAACAGACCACUGGGUGAGAAUGCCAAUGAACAGAGGGCACAGGACGCCAAUAGAGGGAUGGAGGAAAAUUUGAAUAGACCGCAGGAGUCACGAGCGCAAAAUGCUGUCGAACCCCCAGCAGAUAACUUAGCUGACCCAGGAGUGGAGAGCACAGAUGAACCGAGAGCAGAGAAUGCAGGUAGACAGAUACGCGAAAAUAUUAGUGGACCUAGACCAGCUAGUAAAAAUAGAUCUCAAGAAGAAAAUGUUGUUGAAGAACUAUCAAGCAACACAGAUGAGCCCCAAACAGAAAACACAUAUAGACCGAGAGCAGAGAACACGGAUGGACCGCGAGCAGGGAAUUCAGAUGAGCUCCGUGUAGGGGACACAGAUGGAUUGGCAGCAGGGAAUGCAGAUAGGCAGAUUCCCGAAAAUAUCAAUAGCCCGGGGGCAGGGAAUGCAGUUGAGCGGAGAACAGAAAGCGUUGAAGCGCAUGGAAAUUCUCUGGCAGUGGGUGCAGCGCCAGCAGAGAGCUCUCAUCAGAGAGCGAAUAACGAGUUGAGGGUAAGUCCUCGACCACGAGACAGAGACCAGUUGCCGAUGUUUAUACUUAUUAAUGAAGAGGCGAGGGGCCGUCCAACCCCGAAUUUUCGGCUAAGUAGAUUUAAGUCCGAUUCCGAGGAAGAGAAUACAUUUUGAGCUCGAGUCGAGUUAGGAUUUUUUUAAUACUUAAUUAAUUAUUUAAUUAAUAUAAUUGGACGUGGAUUUAAUAAAAAA